Molecule: messenger RNA, 3858 nt
Organism: Prorocentrum cordatum
Lineage: Eukaryota; Dinophyceae; Prorocentrales; Prorocentraceae
Source: the annotation of a GenBank genome assembly
GAGGAGCUUCACCCCAGCGGCGGCGACGGCGCCCGCGAGCCGCUGAGUGCGCUCAACGUCGGGAUGAUCACCUUGCCGCCAGAGAUGGACCCAGAUCGCCACUCUGGGUGGUUUGAGGCCAGCCCGACCAACGAGAACGAUGGCGAGGUGGCGGGCGAGUCGGCCGUCAAGCGCGAGGGCAGCGAUGACGAGCAGGCCGCUGCGGUUGCACAGGCUGACGCUGCGUGCCGCGCCGCGAUGCCAGAGGUGUCCAACUUGACGGUGUCGUUGAUCGACUUGACAGAUCCGCAGAUGAAGGUCGAGCAGCUAGAGGGUGGGAGUGCCAGCGGCAGUGGGGUUGCCGCCGCUGUCUUGCCCGAGGAGGCCGGGUACGCAGCGCGUCUUCUCGAUGGCGGCGAGGAGGGCGAGAUCCCGACUUUGUUGGACCCAGCUUUGUACCAGUGCGAGCCCACGCCUCUGUCCAUGAAGGAGGACUUUCCCAAGGGGCUGACGUACCAGUACCUCGGGCGCAUCAGGACGACGGUGAACUCGUACGUCGAAGCGUUGGCCGCCUUCGAGUGGCACAGGGGGUUCAAGGCAGCCACGAUUGGUGCGUUAGGACGACGGCUCAACGGUCACGAAGAGAAGAUCGUUGGGAAGGCAACGUUGGAUAUCCAGGUUUGUUUCAAGCAGCUCCAGGAGCGUGUCAAAGCCCUCUUGCACGUCAACAAGGCCUUCACCACGUGGGCGCAGGUGAGAACUGACGACAAGUUGGUCGAGUGUUUGCCGCACAUGAAGGCUCUGCUCAUGUACCUGAAGGCGUCGGGCUACGAGCUGGCGCCACCCGUCGCGCUCGCGACAGUGAAGGCAGCGUUCUUCAAUGCUUAUUUGCAGCACGCAGUGGAGUAUUUGAAGAAAGGGGAGGAGCUGGCGGCGGCCCAGGUGGAGGCGGCAGAGGGCGCUGCUGAUCAUGGCGGUGAAGCCCAGUCGUCGGCUCCAGCCGCGAAGGCUCGCAAGAAGAGCAAAGUUAAGUUCAUCGAUGACGUUGUUGACCUCACUCUUCCCGUGGCCAAGCAGUUCGGCAUAAUGGUGCACAGCGCUCUGCAGCAUUUCUGGCAGUCAAUCGCCACUGGGGACACUAUCAAAGAUGGCAUGCUCAUCGGCGUCGCGGAGCAGACUGAGGAGGUGUGGGAAGCGUGGGUGAAAUUGUUCUCUGACCGUGCUAAGACGAUAGACACCUGCCAGAUCGAGACGGCGUUGUGUAGCAUCAAGGUUGUUGCCCAAUGCGUCCGCGAGAACGAGAAGGACAAGCCGCCGACUUCGGAUGUUCGUGCUGCGCGGAAGUUUAUCCAUGCGAAUUCUGUUGGGAAGGGUUCGGACGAGAUCGGGCAGGUGGCUCAGGACCUUUGCAAGCUGAUGAUCGGCUACAAGCCCUCCAUCUACAUCAUGGAGGUCGCUCGGAGGCAUGCGCCCCGAGGGGUUGAGGACGACGCUGCGAGCAAGAUUUUCGAGAGCGGUUGCGCCAAUUUCGAGACCAAUUUUGAAACAGCGUACGCCGACAUGGAGUUAUUCAUUAACGAGCCCGACAAGAGCGACGAUGUCCACGCAACCAUGACGUACUCGAUCCUCCUGAAGAGGCUCUUGCCAAUCAACGACCUCCUUGUGGCUAUCAUGAAUUCGGCCUUGCGGUGGUCAGUCGCAGCCAUGAACGACAACCUCGACUCCAUCACGUCAGCUAUCGCCAACGCAUUGGAAUUGGUGUCAUGCGGAGUGUAUGGGGUCAUGUCAACUUUCCACAAGCUCGUCUGCCGCCCAUUGUCCCGCGCUCUUGCCGACCGAGCAGCUAUGGAUUCAGCAGGGGGCGUAGAUUGCGACGGCGGCGCUGGACGGGAUGGCUCAGCAGGCCUUUCACUCGGAGACCAGCCACAGCCAGCGAGGGGCAGCGAGAAUGCCGAUUCCGAGCAAGGCCUUGAGCUUGACGCAGUGCGCCCCGACCGCACUGACCCUGUGAUGUUAGUAUUGGGGGGCCUGCGCACGGUCAAGCAGAGCGGAACUGAUUACCACGCUGGCUUGCAGCAGCUGUUGCAGGGGAUCUCGAAGUGCAUCGACGCGCUGACGCAGCGGAGGGGCGACCCAGAGUUCGCAGAGAUGAUCGCCUCGCUGGGUUCCGUGACGGAGGUGGCGGCCGCCCUCAACGGGAACUGGAAGAUGGUCCAGGACAUGGUUGACUACAUGCAGGCGUGUGUCGAGAUCUCAGCUGUCUUGACAAAAUCGGAUGGAGCAGAGCUGUUUGGCCCAACCAAGUUUGAUGCAUCGCUCAGGGACUACGCCAUCACCAUGGCUCGACUCCAGCACGAGCUCGCGGGCAUCACCGAGAUCGUCUUCAUGGGCACCAGCUCCGUCGACGACGCAGCCGUUCUCAAUGAUAUCAGCGUUGCAUUCUUCGGCUUUAAGGCGCAGGUCGCCGACGCAGUCUACGAUCAGAUCGCAUCUAUCUGGAUAUCUCCUACGGUCAUGUCCAUGUUGGGGUUCAGCGAGCUCGAGGUCGCCGUGGUCCAGGAUGACGUGCUGGAGUCCACCGACCGCGCCCACGUGCGAGGGCGCCUCAUUCGCAAGCCUGGCGUCAACGACGCGCUUCCAGGCGACAUCGAGGCGAUGCUGAAGCUGGAGGAGGCCGACAGCGACCAAUUCGACGAGCUGGUUCACCACAGAACGCUGAGUGCGCUCAAGGAGUUCGCCGCUGCUACUAACAUGAGCGUGAUCCAGGCCGCCGGCGUGGUGAUGCGAGAUGGCGAGCAGGGCAACGACCACGCCGUGCCAUUCGAGGUGGCGGCUUUCGUGUUCGACUUGAUGACUGCAGUGAGGGACCUUGUCAUGAUGGCCAUUGCACUUCAGCGCCACCUCGUGAAUAUGGACGGUGAGGUUGCCAAGGAGGUGGAGCUUGCUAAGGCGCAGUACCACCCAGUCUCGAACAUCCAUGUGAAUGCCUUGUCGCUGAUGUACGACCGCCUGAAGCUGAUCGAUACCUUCGUCACGGGCGAGGCUGCGAGGAAGAUGGAGCUCGACGGUUUCAGCAUGCGGAUCCCUGUGCAUUGUCUGGGGAAGUGGGCCACGCAGGUAGCAACGUUCACGAGGAGAUGCCGAGAUGACAUCAUGGAGUUGCGCAUGGCUGGUCUCGCCAAGAGCGUUCUGGAAUGCAGGGCCGAUCUCCCGCUUUGGCAGCCCAUAUUCACAGAUAACUCGUUCAACUUGGCGAUGGCGGUCGACCUGUUGGACGGAAAGCUGGCGAACGUCGUGAGAAGCUACAACGCGUUGUUCGGUGUGCUUUCCAAAGUUGACACUGCCUCCAAGCGCGUUGAGCUGUCGCCCCCCCUUCAGCACAACCCGUUGACGAUGUCUGGCGUCGCCGUGGCGUCCCAGACCCUCGCGAACCUCUACGAGGCCUCAGUUCUCAUCCAGGGCGUGAACUUGUUGAGGUUCCAGUCGCAGGGCCCAGCGUCAUCGAAGGCGGCCCGUGAGUUCAAAGCCAAGCACAAGGCCGACAAAAAGAUCAAUCUCCCGAAUGCCUUCUGGGCAGAGCUGGCCUGCGUCGAGGACGGCGCCUCGGCGCCGAUGGAGCCCCUUCGUUCCCCGACCGCCUUGAAGCUCGAGGCGCAGAGCUUGACCAAGAUCCGCGGCACCGCCUCUGCGAGCGGCGCGUCGGCAGCUUCCUCGUCGGCGUCGGCUACGACUGCAGCGCCGCGCCAGGGAGCGGCUGGCAUCUCGCCAUCCGUUUCGGCAGGGCCCCCGUCGGUGUCGGAGUCAGCGGCGGCCGACGCAGGCCCGCCCGCCAAGAAGGCGAAGUUGGCGCGCCUGCCUAUCGGCAGGCGUUCGUCGUAG